Molecule: messenger RNA, 576 nt
Organism: Linum tenue
Lineage: Eukaryota; Viridiplantae; Streptophyta; Magnoliopsida; Malpighiales; Linaceae
Source: the annotation of a GenBank genome assembly
AUGAAAGCAUUAGUUGCCUUCAGAACCAAGCUUCUCACACCAUGCAGGAAAUUCCUUCGAAUCUUCAGGCUAAAGCUCAGAAAACCCCUCUCUAUAAAACCCCUCAAAGCCCUUCGAUUUGCUCGUCCUCAUCGUCGUCGUAGGGUCAACUCAGCACCACCCAAACCACCCACUUCCUUCCUCUCGCUCUUCCGUAGUCGUCGCCAUAGAAAGAUGGACAGAAUGAUGGAGCUCAGGAGUACUGUGUCUGAGGCAGAACCGAGGGACAGGAGGAACCUGUUAACUUCUCCGGUCACCCCGGCUUACAUCAAGGCCUUGAGGUCCGGGAGCCGGUUUGGGGAUGAAGCGGUCGAAGAUGCGUGCAGAAGCUUCGAGAACUACUUGGUGGAGAUGAUUGUGGAGGAAGGGAAGAUGAGGGACCUGAUGGAUGUUGAGGACCUUCUCUAUUGCUGGAAGAGCCUCAAGUGUCCUGUCUUCAUUGAUCUGGUCUGCACUUUCUAUGGUGAGCUCUGCAAGGAUUUGUUUGCUCCCGAUCACAAUGAGAUCGAAAUUCACACGACCAGUUCGUCUGGGUAG